Molecule: messenger RNA, 2754 nt
Organism: Felis catus (domestic cat)
Lineage: Eukaryota; Metazoa; Chordata; Mammalia; Carnivora; Felidae
Gene: CFAP184
Product: coiled-coil domain containing 96
Exons: 1
Coding region: 203-1924 (573 amino acids)
Biological process (GO): cilium assembly
Cellular component (GO): ciliary basal body; axoneme
Source: RefSeq, a predicted model, not a curated record
CUGCACCCCCUUCCAAUCGAGGCCGCCCGUCGUCCGUCCGCGGCCUCCCAUUGGCUCGCUGUCUCCGGAGGCGGGGAGAGGGGGGCCGGGCAUCUGCCUUACUCUUGGCCAAUCGCCGGGCCCACCGCGCGCGCCCCUGGUUGCCCCUGGAAACCCAACAGCCGGCGUCCGGGAUCGGUAGUGCCUGCGGAGCUGGGGAAGGAUGGACGGCCUCUCCGAGCACCCUGGGGACCCCGAGGCGGAAGACGGAGAUGUGGCGAGCCUGUCCUCGAAGCUGUCCGGGGUCAAGGCCAUCUCAGGCCUCCAGUCCCCGGCCGAACCGCCGGAGCCGGAGUCGCAACCGGAGCAGGGGACCGUAGAGGCUUCGGCAGGAGGCGCCGCCGAGGAUGAGCCCGCCGAGCCCCGGGAAGGGCCGGCGGCCACGGAGGCUGGGGGCGAGGCGGAGCCCGGAGGGCCGGAGUGGCCGGCCGAGCUCGAGCCCCAGCCGGAACCCGAGCCCCCGGAGCCGGCUGAGGCCGGGCCUGAGGAGACAGCCCAGCCGGGGCCUGAAGACGGGCUCGCGGAACCGGAGGAGCAGGCGGAGGCAGAGACGGAGGAGGAGGGGGACAGGGAGGUGGACGAGGAGGAGGAGGAGGAGGAGGAGAAGGAAAGAGAGAAGGUGGCGGCAGCGGCGGUCCAGCGCAGGAGGAAGGAAGCCCCGUCUCAGGUCUCUCUGCCUCUGUCCACCACCGGCCGGGAAGAGGCUGUGUCAGCUCGGGAGGCCGAGGGGGAGGAGAGGCAGGGGGCGGAGAGCGAGGAAAUGGAGGAGCUGGGCCUGCUAAGAAGCCCGCGGAGAAGCCAGGUAAAGCUGAAAGAUGAGGAGGAGAGCCUCGACGAUGAGGACGGUGAAUGGACCGAAGAGGUGCAGAGGCUGCAGGAGCAGCAGCUGCGCGCUGAGCUCCUGCAACAGUACCAGUCGCUGGUGGCGGAGCGCGGCCACUACCAGCGCUACAACAUUUACCUGCAGCACAAGAUCUCCGAGGCGCUGCGCAAGAAGAAGGGCCCGGAUGCAGCCCAGGUGCCCGACAAGGGCGCGGAGCCCGAGGCCCCGGGGAAAGAGCAAGCGUACCUGCGCUAUCUGGCCAUGCUGGAGGAGCUGAGGAAGCAGCGGGCGGACGACCUGGACUGGUAUCACCAGGAGCUGGAGCAGCUGAAGCGGGAGGGCACGGAGGAGCGCGCCAGGGUGGAGAAGGAAUGGCGAGCCUUCCAGGCGCUCAAGAAGCAGGUGACGGUGCAGGCCAUGGGCGGCUCCUGGAUGAGGGGCGGUCGCCAGGCCGCCCUGCGGCAGGUGGGGCAGAUCCAGGCGCUGGAGGACAAGAAGGAGAAGGAGAUGAGCGCCGUGAGGCUAGAGAACGUGCAGCUGAAACAGAGCUUGGCGCAUCUCGAGACCCGGAUGAGGGCCCAGGAGGACCUGACGGAGGGUCUGCUCCUCAUCGAUUUCGAACAGCUCAAGAUUGAGAACCAGACGUUCAAUGAAAAAGUCGAGGAGCGAAAUGAGGAACUUUUAAAACUGCGCAACAAGGUGACCCGCAACGUGCAAAUCGUGACCCACGUGAAGGAAAAGCUACACUUCGUGGAUUUGCAAAACGCAUGCAAGAAGUCACAGCUUUUGGAGAUUGAGGCUCAGGUAGCCCUAAGGAGGGACAUCUUGACCAAGACUAAGAAGGCCCGGGACGGCCUGAGGAUUGACAACAUCAAGUUGAACCAGAAGUGUGGGCUUCUGGGCAAGGAGCCACUCCUUUGCGACCUGGAAGAGAAAGUGGACAAGGCAAAACUGCUCAGGCAGCGUCUGGAAUCCCUGAAGCGCCAUCACGCCAGGCUCAUUAUGUCCUGCAGAGGCGUGAAGCAGAAGAUGCGGGAAGCCAAAGCCUUUCUCCCAUCUUAACACACACGAUGAUGGGAAGGGCCGGCAGAGCGCCUUCCAUCGCAGCGACUCUCCUCCCUCGUGAAACCCGAUUCUCCGCUCGUGGCCAUCUUUAAAAGGCCUACAAUAUUGGGAAUGGGGCUGUAUUUUGUAUCGACCUCAUCAUUUUUCAGCUUCCAAGUCCGCCCUGAGAGCAAAAUUGGGUUAACGGUCGGUUUUACAUGGCGUUAACUAAAAUAGGCCCAGGGAAACACACACCAGGGAUGGCUCGGUGUCCCGAACGUCUCACAAGAAGCUGUCUUUUAAAAAGCCUUUCCUUACCUGAGAAAUUCCAUAAUUUCAACGCCCCAAUCCCGAGAAAAAUGGUUCCUCCUCCGCGUGUGGGAGGGUCUGACAAAUAGGCAGGGGACCAAGAAAUUUCCUGUGCACGCCAAUUAUUAAAUCCCCUUCGAAUUUUUAAAAUAUGUAGUCCUGAACAUUUAAAAUGUGUAGUACAUUCCCAAUUCAAAGCUCCCUGAUUACUUUAGAUGAAUCUAAAACUGUGGUGUGUGUAGGCAGCACUAGCGACUGGGUAACAAACAAGACGCAGGAAACAGGAGAAAUGAUACAUAGGAAAAGGAGCUGUGGUUUUGUCCUCUUGCCUUUUGCCAUGAGAGGGGGCUCAGUCUGCUUGACCGUUCACGUUUGUUUCUGGCUCAAUGACGGUCUUCAAUUCUAAUGAAAUGUUUUCUUGGAUCCUCUAAAGAAACACAUUUGUCUAUACAAAAACAUGCACUUUUAUUUUCCAGUGAAGACAAAACGAUGAUUGUAUUGCGUUUGGCCAGGUGCACAAUACAGGGAAUAGUGACUAC